GGAGGAAUCACCGCCCAAACAUAAACGGGCCCAGCAACAACACGAGGCUGCAAUAUUCUGCCGCCUGAUCAUGUCAUUCCACGACCCCAGACGACAAUCGCCUGAAAAUGACUGAAGUAGCUGCCAACGACACCCCGGGCAGCUUCGAUCUCGAGCAGGCCAAGGCGGCGCUGACCUCGUCGUCGACAACUGCCCGCAUCGCCCAAUUGCGGGGGAUUGACGAGAGUAUCUCGCACAAGGCCCUCGACAGGACCGCGACGCUCGGCAUCCUCAAAGUCCUUUUCUGGACACAUGCCAUCUACAUCGACCGACCCUCCAGACAAGCAGUCCAACGAUGCCUCGCUUCGCUCUGCCGAGUAGGGGAUGCUGACGUCCUCGCGCCCUUGAUCGCCGCGGUCCGCCAGGAAACCCAGAAACAUGGCAUUGCGCCCGAUAGUGCGUUCGUCCUUGUGGAAUGGUCCAGCUUGUUGACCCAGCACUUCGCGGGGACGCCGCUAUGGGACAAGUUUGGCAAGGACAUCAUUCUGGCUACGGCGGACGGCCUGGAAAAGUGCCUGCAGCCUACAGCAAAGGGUACGAUUGGCAGCUCCGCGCUGGUCAUCACAAGGAGAGCCCUCCGAAAGCUGGCCGCGGCAGAUCAAAAGGCAAUCGACGCAGCUGUUCAGCUCCUCACGGCUAAGGGAAGCCAGCCUGCUGCCAAAUAUGCCGUCUUGCUGGGCGCCAUAGCGGGCGUCUGCUCGCGCAAACCGGAGGCGAAGCCCGUCGUCGAGGGGUUGAAGAAUCAGUACCUCGCAUUCUACGUCCGCGAAAUCGUCGGGUCUCGAACACCAGUUCCAGCUCACCAAGCAAACGGACUUGGGGAUUUCUUCUCGGCCUUCGUUUCCCUCGAGGAUCUCGAGAAGGAGGUUUUUCCGGCUCUGGAAAAAGGCCUGCUAAGAGCUCCCGAGGUAGUCCUCAACGACCUGAUUACACCUCUUGUUCGCUCCCUGCCGCAGUUCGACCUCUCCAAGACCCUGUCUGGCCGCUUUGUGAAGCCAUUGCUCUCCAAUAUCAAGUCAUCCAACGCUACUAUUCGCAGCGGCGCUGUCACAGCUUUCCGCGUCAUAGCCUCCAGCAGCCAAGACUUCACGCUUCUCGAGCAAGCCGCUGACGAGGUGCUCGGGCCCCUGAAGUCCGGCAAACUUGCGUCUGCAGAUCACAGGGUCCUGCAUUCCGAGAUGUUAGUUGCUCUGCCUUUGUCGACAAGCAUCGCAACCAAAAUUGCCUCUGGGCUCCCCGCCCUCGUGGGCAAGGAGGCCAACGAGGCGGCCCUCAGCGCCGAAACGCUGGCUUUGAAUGCGAGCGCCACGGCUCUUCUUCGGGACGGCGAGGCCCCAAAGACACUGCUUGACGCGUACGCAAAGGGAUUAGCGGACAAGAAGGCUCCGAUCCGGCGGAUUUGGAUCCUACGCACUGGAGAUCUGCUGCAGACCUUCGCCGAGAAACCCAAAGCUGACCUCCCCAAGAGCGUCGUCACGUUUGCGGAAGCCGUUCUUCCUCCUCUCCUGUCCACUUUCAACGAAGUGGUCGCGAAUCCAAUCGCUGCCGCUCAGAGUGGCCUUGUCUCGGCGGCCCUGGUUGUCUGUGCUCUUGAAUCGCUGCUCAGCAGGCUCGAAAGCGCCAACGUACAGUCGCUGCUCCAAAAACCGUCGAUACAAAAGAACAGUUUGGCAGUAGAGCCAAAGCCAUCAUACCUGUUAAAUCAACGGAUAUACAGCAAGUUUUCCGGAGACGAUUCAAAGUGGCUCUGCCGCGCACUUUCCGAGAUUGUUCCCGCCCUCAGCUCAAGCCCCGAGGCGGUCAGGAUCGCUUGGGCUCAAGCAUAUAUCUACCUAAUCUGCUCAACUGGUUCGUCCCCUGACGUGCGCCGCCAAACGAUCAAUGCUCUAUCCGGUCUCUGUGCCCAAAAGGCGGCUGCCGAUGGCGCAUCUGUUGCCUCGGAGAUCAUUAAUGGCUUAUGGCACUGGAUCGAAGCGUUGGAGGCGGCCGAGAAAGAAAGCGCGGCAGUAUUAGCCAAGUCUGGGAACUCUAACCUCCAUUUGGUGCUCAAGUCGAUUUGCCCUCCAAAAGGAUCCGCAAGCCGAGACGGCUCUGAUGCCGACAGCACCCAAAAAGAAUCCCAAAUGUGUUCCCUGCUUGUGCUUGCCAGGCCCCAGCUCAUCCCUCGUGCGAGUUGGAUCGACCUUUGCUUGAGGGUAGGGCUGGAUCCUGGCGAGUUGGCUAAGAAACACGAGGAAACCUUGAUUCAGGAAAUCGUUGGACGCACCAGCUAUGGCCAAAAGUCCGAGGCCGUCAAGAAUGCGGCUUACAGUGCAGCUGCCGAGCUCGUAUUCGUCGCGCCGGAAUCCAUGACCCAGAGAAUUGUCGACCUUAUUCGUAACGACUUAGACACGUCCCAGCUGCAGACAGUCGGGCCUCUCGAAGCUGCCAUCUUCCGCACCCCUGAAGGAACUGCAUUCGUGGAUGUCCUCGCCAAGAAGCAGAAUGUCGUUCCGAAUAAGAACGUCAAGGACUAUGAUUUGCUGAAGUGGGAGGAGGAACUCAGAGCUCAGUUGGCCGAGAAAAAGGGGAUCCAGAAGAAACUCACUGCGGACGAGACUGCAAAGGUCAAUGCGCAGCUCAAAAAGGAAGCCGAGAUACGCGAUCAGGUCCGGCAAAUAGCUUCCAGGUUGCUGCGUGGGUUUGGGAUUGUCAAGGCGCUCGCGACUGGGCCGCCGUCGGAUGUCCGCCGUUGGAUUGGUGCUGCUAUCAGUGCUACUCUGACGUCCAUCAAAGCCGGCGCCACCCUGAUCACCGCAGAAACCGGGCCGAUGGCGUUUGUCUCGUGCGCGGAGCAAGUUUCGUCUCGUCUUGGAACUAUUCGCCCGUUCAUUGGAGCCGCCACCCUGCGCGCUCACGACGUCUCGGCCCUGCCGGAGGAACUGACCCAAGAACCGUUCGAGGAUCUGGUCACGAGAGUGCUCUUCCGUUUGCGCUUUGCCAGUGAGCAGCGGCCGUUCGAUGUGGUUACUCUCGUCUACAUCCUCCCCCUUCUUCUUUUGGUCCUCGAAAAGGGAGGGUUCGGUGGCAAUGCAGAUGAUCGUGACGCCCAGUUGGUCCUUGCCAUCGAGACUCUCUCGUUCCAUACAGAUGUUACAGCAGACGAGGCGAUUCCACGAGCCGAGAUUCUCGAUGGCCUCAUCUUGGCGAUGCAAAGGUACAGCCAACACUACAAGAUUCUCAAGGACUGCUUCUCCGACAUGGUGCGCUGUGUCGCUCCCAACAUAAGCUCUGAAGAGAUUGGAGUCCUUUCCCGUGGCAGCAUCGUCCCCCAGGCCAGCGUGCGGACGGCAGUGCUGCAAGCCAUCAGUGCUGAGGUCGACAUGAGCGAAGUCGGCGUGUCAGAAGAGAUGUGGAUUGCCUGCCACGACGACAUCGAGGAGAACGUCGAACUUGGUCGCGAGAUCUGGGAAGAGAGCGAGUUCCAGGUGUCCGAGGAACUUGCCCACAAGAUGCUUCCCUACCUAGAGAGCAAGGACGCCCAGCUUCGCCGUGCCGCCGCCAAAUCUCUGGCUGAGGCGGCCAGCCAGAACCCGACCGUCAUCCCGCCCAUUCUUGAGAAGCUCCAGUCAUCCUAUGUCGAACUGGCCAAGCCACGCGUUCAGGAGCUGGACGAGUUUGGGAUGCCCAAGAAAAUGGACCUAUCUGAUCCCUGGGAAGCCCGCCAUGGCAUCGCUCUCGCCUUUAGGCACCUCGCUCCCGACCUGGGAAAGGCACAGCUCGAACCCUUCUUCAACUUCCUCAUCGAGCAAGGCCCACUUGCAGACCGCAAUGCCACUGUCCGUUCCACGAUGCUCGAUGCCGCAAACACCGCCAUUGAGAUUCAUGGCAAGGGCGUCCUCGACAGGUUGAUGAAGACAUUCGAGAAGACUCUUGAGGCACCAGACAAGAAUUCCGAGGCCGCGGACCGCGUCAACGAGGCAGUCAUCAUCAUGUAUGGUGCUCUUGCUCGGCAUCUGAAACCUGGGGAUAAGAAAAUCCCUGUCGUGAUCGAACGGCUCCUUGCGACGCUCAGCACGCCGUCCGAGGCAGUGCAGUAUGCCAUUGCAGAAUGCCUUCCGCCUCUCGUCCGGACCUGCGGCGACAAAUCAUCGAAGUACAUUGACCAAGUUCUCGAGACGCUGCUGACAUCCAAAAAUUAUCCUGAGCAGCGCGGAGCUGCCUACGGUCUGGCGGGCCUCGUCCUCGGCAGGGGCAUCAACGUCCUGAGGGAGUACCGCAUCAUGAUUACGCUCAGCAGCGCUCUCGAGAACAAAAAGGAGAUUCGCCAGCGGGAGUCCGCCAUGCUAGCUUACGAGCUUCUCUCGACCAUUCUUGGCCGCCUCUUCGAGCCAUAUGUGAUACAAAUCGUACCGCAGCUGCUCGCAGGGUUCGGCGACGGCAACGCUGACGUCCGUGAUGCUGCGCUGGCAGCCGCCAAGGCGUGUUUCUCUUCGCUGAGUUCGUAUGGUGUCAAGCAGAUCCUCCCAACCCUUCUCGACGGGCUUGAGGAAGACCAAUGGCGCAGCAAGAAAGGUGCAUGCGACACCCUUGGUGCCAUGGCUUACCUUGACCCCCAGCAACUUGCGCAGAGUUUGCCGGAGAUCAUUCCGCCGCUGACGGCCGUCUUGAACGACAGCCACAAGGAAGUCCGCGCUGCCGCCAACAAGAGUUUGAAGAGAUUCGGCGAAGUCAUCACCAACCCGGAAAUCAAGGGCCUAGUCGACAUCCUCCUUAAGGCCCUCAGUGACCCGACCAAGUACACUGACGAAGCCCUGGACGCGCUCAUCAAAGUUCAAUUCGUUCACUAUCUUGAUGCGCCGUCUCUGGCACUCAUCAGCCGCAUCCUCCAGCGUGGUCUGUCCGACCGGUCCAACACCAAGCGCAAGGCGUCGCAGGUCAUCGGCAGCUUGGCUCAUCUCACAGAGCGCAAGGAUCUGGUGGCGCAUUUGCCGGUCCUCGUGGCAGGCCUGAAGGUUGCCGUCGUCGACCCGGUGCCAACCACUCGCGCGACCGCAUCCCGUGCACUUGGAUCGCUUGUGGAGAAGUUGGGCGAAGAUGCACUGCCGGAUCUCAUCCCGGGCCUCAUGCACACUCUCAAGUCCGAGACGGGUGCCGGCGACAGGCUUGGUUCUGCUCAGGCACUCAGCGAGGUCCUCGCUGGCCUGGGAACUGCGAGGUUGGAGGAGACGCUGCCGACCAUCCUGCAAAAUGUCGAGUCGCCCAAGCCCUCUGUUCGCGAGGGCUUCAUGUCGCUCUUCAUCUUCUUGCCUGUCUGUUUCGGCAACAGCUUCGCCAACUAUCUCGGUAGGAUCAUCCCGCCGAUCUUGUCAGGUCUUGCGGACGAUGUCGAGGCUAUCCGCGACACAGCCCUCCGUGCUGGCCGGCUGCUGGUCAAGAACUUCGCGGUGCGCGCGGUUGACUUGCUUCUGCCGGAGCUCGAACGCGGCAUGGCUGACGACAACUACCGUAUUCGCCUCAGCUCCGUGGAACUGGUGGGCGACCUGCUCUUCAACCUCGCGGGCGUUAAGUCCAAGACCGAGGAAGAGGAACAGGAUCAGGACGUCACCAAAGAAGCUGGGGCUUCUCUUCGCGAAGUCCUGGGAGAAGAGAAGCGGAACAAGGUUCUCUCGGCACUGUACGUCUGCCGCUGCGAUACUGCUGUUGCUGUCCGCGCAGCCGCUAUCGGUAUCUGGAAGUCCCUGGUUCACAGCCCGCGGACGCUCAAGGAGCUGGUCCCUAGCCUCACCCAGCUCAUCAUCCGGCGGCUGGGCAGCUCCAACAUGGAGCACAAGGUCAUUGCUAGCAACGCCCUGGGCGAACUGAUCCGGAAGGCGGGCGACGGAGUGCUGGCAACGCUACUUCCUACGCUUGAGGAAGGACUGCAAACCUCGCGCGAUGUGGAUGCCAAGCAAGGUAUCUGCUUGGCUCUCAAGGAGCUCAUCUCGUCCGCCUCGCCAGAGGCGCUCGAAGACCACGAAAAGACCCUCAUCUCGGUUGUACGCACGGCUCUCACCGACUCGGAUACCGAUGUCCGGGAGGCCGCUGCCGAAGCCUUCGACUCGCUGCAGCAAAUUGUCGGCAAGCGCGCCGUCGACCAGGUUCUGCCCUAUCUCCUCAACCUCCUCCGCUCAGAAGCAGACGCGAACAAUGCACUUGCUGCCCUUCUCACCCUGCUUACCGAGUCUACGCGCUCCAAUAUCAUCCUGCCGAAUCUCAUCCCUACCCUUAUCACGCCUCCCAUCUCGGCGUUCAACGCCAAGGCGUUGGCCUCCCUGUCUAAGGUCGCCGGUGCUGCUAUGAACCGCCGGCUGCCCAACAUCAUCAACUCGCUCAUGGACAACAUUGUCAACUGCACCGAAGAUGAGCUGCGGGAAGACCUCGACGCCUCAUUCGACACGGUUAUCCUGUCCAUUGAUGAGUACGAUGGCCUCAAUGUGGUCAUGAACGUCCUUCUACAGCUCAUCAAGCACGAUGACCACCGCAAGAGAGCCGCCACUGCCCGGCACCUCGGCAAAUUCUUCGCAGAGGCCGGUGUGGAUUACUCUAGAUAUAACCAGGACAUUAUCCGCGCCUUGUUGAUCUCGUUCGAUGAUCGGGAUAUGGAGGUUGUCAAGGCGGCUUGGGGCGCACUGAACGAAUUCACCAAGCGCCUCAAGAAGGAGGAGAUGGAGGCACUCGUGCAGUCAACGAGGCAGACCCUUUUGCAGGUUGGCGUCGCAGGCCACAAUCUCCCGGGUUUCGAGCUACCCAAGGGCAUCAACGCUAUCUUGCCAAUCUUCCUGCAGGGUCUUAUGAAUGGCACGGCGGAGCAGAGAGUCUCGGCCGCUCUGGCUAUCUCGGACAUUGUCGACAGGACCAGCGAGGAGUCGCUCAAGCCAUUCGUCACGCAGAUUACUGGUCCGCUAAUUCGCGUGGUUUCGGAGCGGUCUACCGAGGUCAAGUCAGCCAUUCUCCUCACGCUCAACCACCUGCUUGAGAAGAUGCCAACGGCACUCAAGCCUUUCCUGCCGCAAUUGCAGCGCACAUUUGCCAAGUCGCUUGCUGAUCCCUCGAGCGACGUCCUGCGGAGUCGCGCUGCACGGGCACUGGGCACGCUCAUCAAGUUCACUCCCCGCGUCGACCCUCUGAUUGCCGAGCUCGUGACUGGAUCAAAGACUACGGAUGCCGGCGUCAGGACGGCCAUGCUCAAGGCGCUGUACGAGGUGAUCAGCAAGGCGGGAGCCAAUAUGGGCGAGAGCUCGCGCACGGCUGUACUAGGCCUGAUCGACACCGAGACCGACGAGCGCGACGUUGCCAUGACAAUCACCUACGCCAAGCUGUUCGGCGCUUUGGUCAAGAACGUGUCCGCUGAUGUUGCCACCGGACUGCUGAAGAACAGGGUCAUGACGCGCGAUUUUAGCAACGCCAGUGUUUUGGCGCUGAACGCUGUGCUCCUUGAGAGCCCGGAUACGCUACUUAACUCUCCUCUGGCGGACGACUUGCCAGAAUUGCUCUGCCAGGGAAUGCAGCAUAAAGACCCCUACAUCGUCGACAGUUUCAUCACGGCGACGGGCAAGUACCUCCUCAGCGACGCCCCCAAGGCUUUCGAAACUACCAAGCCCAUCUUUGCAACCCUCGCAAAGAUCAUCCCGCCCGGCAACCCCGGCGACUCGCGGCGCCUGGCGCUCGUCCUCGUGCGCACGCUCGCACGCAACAACACGGAUAUGGUGCGCCCACACCUCGGGUUGCUCGCCCCGCCCGUCUUCGCUUCGGUGCGUGACAUGGUCAUUCCCGUCAAGCUGGCGGCGGAGGCGGCGUUUGUGCAGUUAUUUGCCGUCGCCGACGAGGAGAGCAAGGUGUUUGACAAGUGGAUCGCCGGCGCGACGGAGCUGCCUGCCAACGUCAAGAGGAGCAUGCAAGACUACUUCAAGAGGGUCGCGCUGAGGCUAGGAGCGCAGGUCAGGGAAAGAAGGGAGGCGGAAGGUGGUGCCGGCGGGUUGGGGCUUGCGAAUGACGAGGUUGAGGACGAGAAGGAAAUCAUGGCUGUGGGAAAAGUUGAGGUUGGCUCGGAUGUGUUUUCGGCGGAGUAGACGACUGCAUUUGAAUGGGAGUGAAAUAGUGUACGGUGUGAGCUUAGAGUAAGAAGAGGAAAGAAAAAAUAAAAGAAAAGUUUACGAUCGUUC
Molecule: messenger RNA, 8222 nt
Organism: Thermothelomyces thermophilus ATCC 42464
Lineage: Eukaryota; Fungi; Ascomycota; Sordariomycetes; Sordariales; Chaetomiaceae
Exons: 4
Coding region: 108-8129 (2673 amino acids)
Biological process (GO): cellular response to amino acid starvation; regulation of translation
Cellular component (GO): cytosol
Molecular function (GO): protein kinase regulator activity
Source: RefSeq, a predicted model, not a curated record